Carassius gibelio (silver crucian carp) is the source of this 2997-nucleotide messenger RNA. Its product is annotated as BLOC-2 complex member HPS6. Bases 340 to 2844 code for a protein of 834 amino acids. The record is from RefSeq and is a predicted model, not a curated record. Gene Ontology annotation, biological process: protein localization to membrane; melanocyte differentiation; lysosome localization. The transcript has a single exon. Gene Ontology annotation, cellular component: lysosomal membrane; BLOC-2 complex. NCBI's taxonomy places the organism in Eukaryota, Metazoa, Chordata, Actinopteri, Cypriniformes, Cyprinidae.
AAUCAGUAAACUGCUACCUAGACAAGAUUUCUGGCUGUUACUGUGGCGAGCGUUGUUGCACGAACUGUGCGCUUCCGUGGGUAUUUUGAAACACAGCCAUCAGAAUCCGGAAAUUAACAAACUCGUGAUGUCAGGAGGAGUGGGAGAGAAAGGAGAAAUGUACGUGUAUUUCCUAGGAUUUCUGGACUGUAGAGAUAUGACAUCGUCAUAUGAUGGAGUUACAGCGUGAAAGGAGCACUGGACAUGUUUCAGGGAGACUGUGGAUGAUCGCUGGUCCAAACUGAAAGUGUUUUCACGCGCAUCGUGUGCUUCCUAUUCCAGAUCGACUUUUCAGCAAACAUGACGCGACUCUCGUUAGAACAAGUGACUGAUUUCGUUGAUUUCACGAAAGGAAAGGAUCUUAAAGAGUUUUUCAAACAGGGAUACUCAAGCAUCUCAUCUCAAAACUUCCUGUCUGAUGUUCGUCUGAGUCCAGAUGGACGUCACAUUCAUGUCAUUGUGCGUCAGCCCAAGAGUGGUCUUAUGACACACGACAAAUAUCAGCGACCUCAUCUCAUGCAAUGCCAGAAACACAAUGAUUUAGUGCUGUCUGGAAAUGGGCCUGUAGUGGAUGUUAUUUAUGUUCCUCAAAGCAAACCAGAAGAUGGAGCCUCUGUGCUUGGAGUUAUAUUUGAGAAUGGAAGAGUGGAAUUCUGGAAAUUCCUAGAGUGCAGAUCAGGCUGGAAUUUACUCCAGACUGCAGAUCUGUGUAACAGCCCUCGUGCUAAAGUCAGUUCUGUGUGCAUUUGCCAGAAUUUCAUUAUAUGGUGUGAGGAGCGACCACCAUCUGAGAACUCCAAUAGUGCAUGCAGCAACUUCAGGUUCUGCAUCUGCAAAAAGACUGUAGAAGUUAAUGAGGGAGGUGUCAAUUUAGGAAACAUGAAAAUUGCAUUGCACAAUAAUCCUCGAUACACAACUGUCAGUUCUGGGAAUUUUGUCUAUCUGCUCCCAGACAUGAGGGAAAACUCUUCCAUUGGAAUUUCAAAAGUGUUUCUUGCAUGGUCUCCUGAACAUGACACCUUUAGCGUGCAUAGUGCCUGUAGUUGCACACUUAUGAAAAGCUCAAGCAAGGAGUCUGACUUCAAGAGACUUGUUACAGACUGCAUUGGCCUUUUAUCUACCAUAAAUCCUCCUGAUAUCUGUGGAUUCUCUCCAACUGGAUGUGGAGACCUCCUUCUUCUUCUUAGCACUGGUUGGGUAUGCAUCAUGAAGAGGGAUGGCAGUCUUAGCCACAUAUACAAACUUCCUGAUAAUUGCUUAAGUGCUAGUGGGACCCAAAAUAGCCUGAAGAUAUAUAACGAAAUCCUGGCACUAACAAUAGGCCGGACCCUCUUCUUAAUCGACACCAAAUGUGGUCUGGAAUUAGAAAGAAUAAGUCUGAAAACAGAAGGUCUUCUCUUCAUAAACACCUUGGACAGUCACUCUCCACAAAUGUUGUCAGAAACCGGGCUGUUUGUGGUCACGCAAAAACCGAAGCCUUCUCCAACACUUUCUGAAGACUCGAAUGCACUUUUAGUUGAGACUGUCUUUGAGGAGGCAUGCAAAUACUAUCAGCAAAGAAGUUUAAGUAGCACGCAGCUCACGGUGGAGAAGCUCAAAAAAGGUGGGAUGUUUCAAGCGCCCAUAUCGCUAGCUGCCAUCCUUAAGGAUUACCUCAGCAACCAGAAGACCAAACCUGGCGAGAAACAUUCCACAGGUCAAGAAAGACUCAUGAGCUCACUCGAAUCAGAGCUUAGGAGUCUCGUUUCGUUGGAGGACGUCAAAACGUCAAUGGUGAAUGCUUCAGAGAAAGAUCUAGAGAACUAUUGUGAAAGCUUGGUGCAGCAGGAGAUCUGCCGGCUGCUUAGCGGUGAGAUAGAGAGGGAGAAUCUUCAGUAUCUAAACAGCAUCUUCAAUCUCUUUCCCACUUACUCCUGGCAUGCCAUGCAAGCGGUUCUGCAUCUGAGGUGCAACGGUGAGGGUUUGUUGUCGUCUAAAGCUCCUGCUGAGUUAUGGAAAAUCAUCCUCAGCCCUGUGCAACCCACAGCAAACUUUGCUCACUGCAACGGUCAGCAGAAACACACUACGGUGCCUGUUUUUGAGCUCUUGUGCCAAUCCAUCUUCAAAUUCCAGCCCAGCUGGCUCCCCAGGUUUCUCGAACUGGCACAACAACAAUCCGGUGGGUCCUCUAAGUCUUCGUGGGGUUACAGCAUGAAGGAGAGCUCUGAGAGCCUGCCGCUCUAUAAACGGGCUUUGACUGUGCUCCCUUGCAAAAGGACCUACCAACACCUGGAAGUGGAGCUGCUUUUGUGCAGCGAGCGGCCUAAAGCUAUAAUGCAAGCGUUGCGGAUUCUCAUCAAGCAAAGCCAGUGGGAACGGGUUGCGCAAGUAGCCGAAAGGUUCUGUCGACAGAGCCCGCUUCUGAACAAAGAGAUUUUCAUUGCUCUGCUGUGCGAAGUGUCCCAGCAUAGAGACUUGGACCCCUUUUUGGACCUGCUAUGGACUCUUUGUCCAGAGGACAUGACUGUGACAAGCAUACUUAAUAUUGUAUUGACAAACCUGCCUGAUUCAACGCAGAACUCUGGUCCUUUCGAGGCUCACGGCAGCCAGGUCACCAUCGGGCUUUUGAAACCACUGCUCAGAAAAGUUCUCCAAAGGGAGACCAAACCGAACCAAAGGUACGCAGAUAUCCUUCAGUCACCCACAGUUCCUCCACUCACUCCUCCACGUCAACCGAAGGGACUGUUCAGAGAUGCUGAGCAGCAGGAAACCAAGCAGAGGACUUCCUCUGGAUCUCAAGUGACAUCUCAAGCCAAGCUGCUCUGACUUUCCCAGUCUCAAAUCAUGUCUGACCCUUCCCAUAGACUGUUAUUAAAAUUGUCUUAGAGGUACAGGUAAACCCAAAAUGAAAUUCUAUCAUCAUCUGCUCAUGUUUAUGUAUCUCCAAACCUGCAUGACUUUCUUCUUUGGAGGACUUAA